Messenger RNA from Vigna radiata var. radiata (mung bean), 1542 nucleotides. RefSeq names its product AT-hook motif nuclear-localized protein 14. The coding region runs from base 68 to 1150 and encodes 360 amino acids. NCBI's taxonomy places the organism in Eukaryota, Viridiplantae, Streptophyta, Magnoliopsida, Fabales, Fabaceae. The record is from RefSeq and is a predicted model, not a curated record. Gene Ontology annotation, molecular function: minor groove of adenine-thymine-rich DNA binding. The transcript is spliced from 6 exons.
AUUAAAAUAUCUAAAAAAAAAAAAGCAGUGGGAGCAGUGGGAGCACACACAUCUUUCUGUCCCAAACAUGGAACCUAAUGACAACCAACUCACCUCCUUCUUCCACCACCACCAUCCCCACCACCACCAUCACCACCAGCCCCAACCACCGCCGCAGGCCGCCCCACCCACCACCGCCUCUCCCACCAACGGCCUCUUGCCCAACGCUGACGCCUCACACAUACUCUACCCUCACUCCGUCGCCUCGGCUGUCUCGUCCCAGCUCGAACCGGCCAAGAGGAAGCGGGGCCGCCCGAGGAAGUACGGCACGCCCGAGCAGGCUCUUGCUGCCAAGAAAGCUGCUACUGCUUCGUCUCAGUCGUUCUCCGGGGACAAGAAGCCCCACUCACCAACGUUCCCUUCUUCCUCAUCUUUCACUUCUAAGAAAUCCCAUUCCUUCGCUCUAGGCAAUGCAGGGCAAGGGUUCACUCCGCAUGUCAUUGCUGUUGCUGCUGGUGAGGAUGUUGGCCAGAAAAUUAUGUUAUUCAUGCAACAAAGUAGGCGUGAAAUGUGUAUUCUCUCUGCAUCUGGUUCCAUCUCUAAUGCCUCUCUUCGCCAGCCAGCAACCUCAGGAGGCAACAUUACAUAUGAGGGUCGAUUUGAGAUUAUUUCACUUACCGGAUCUUACGUCCGUAAUGAGAUUGGAACUCGAACUGGUGGUCUAAGUGUAUGUUUAUCUAACACUGAUGGACAAAUCAUAGGUGGUGGAGUUGGUGGGCCGCUUAAAGCAGCUGGUCCAGUUCAGGUCAUCGUUGGAACAUUUUUUAUUGACAACAAGAAGGAAUCUAGCCCAAAAGUUGAUGCCUCUGCAAGUAAGUUGCCACCACCACCUGUUAGUGAACCAGUAUCAAGUUUAGGUUUCCGCCAAUCCGUCGACUCUCCCAGUGGAAAUCCAAUCCGCGGAAAUGAUGAGCAUCAAGCCAUGGGGGGAAGUCAUUUCAUGAUUCAACAGCUUGGUUUGCAGGGGACGCCUCCCCGGUCCACAGACUGGGCUCGUCCGGAUUCAAGAAAUUCCAGUUUUGAGCUGACAGGUUUCCUAUCUGCAGGAAGGACAGGUCAUGGGUCGCACCAGUCUCCUGAGAAUGGGGGCUAUGAGCAAAUUCCCGAUUGAAAACUCGAUAUGGCUUUAGAUUUUGAUAAACCAAUGUGCGAUAGAUGUAUGAUAUCUAUACAUACCUGUCCUCUUUGUCGCGUGAUGCCGUUUAUAGUAUGCACCAUUCAUUAAAGCUCGUGGCUUCUGAAAAUUAGUACUAAUGCUUGUCCUUGAAAAUAUUGUUCUGCCUCAUUUACUGGUGUUGUAUGUAUAAAUCAGGUUGCUUACUUCAUUUUUGCAGGCCUGUUAGUUCAUACCGGGAUAAAUAUCAUAGAUAUAUGUUUCCUAGAUUAGCUAAUCUGUUGUGGAUUAUAUUUUCCUUUCAUUUUCAAGGUGCACUCUUAAGAUAUAUUCUUCCAAAUUCUGUCAAAGCUUACAUGAUUAUUAUAUUAUGCUUCUUCAUUUAGUAA